Gasterosteus aculeatus aculeatus (three-spined stickleback) is the source of this 1341-nucleotide messenger RNA. RefSeq names its product noggin 1 (gene nog1). Lineage: Eukaryota; Metazoa; Chordata; Actinopteri; Perciformes; Gasterosteidae. The record is from RefSeq and is a predicted model, not a curated record. Gene Ontology annotation, biological process: negative regulation of BMP signaling pathway; negative regulation of cell differentiation; osteoblast differentiation.
CGCUCGGCGCCCCAGAGGAGACGAGAGAGGGCGCGAGCAUCAUGCCGAGCCCGCGCGCACGGAGCCCGAGGACACAUCUGAGCUUUGUCACACAGUUGGUCAUAAAUAAAUAGCUUCCCGCCGAUGCUGCCACGGAUGAACUUUGUAUUUGAAAUUGUGUGACGGAUAUUUGAUCAUGGGCAACUGAAAUCCUCAAGGACGCUCGAAGACGCAGGUUUUUGGAUACGGCUCACGCGUAAUUACGCGCAAGAAAGUGUCCCCUUGUUUAGCAGCGACCUCAGUGCCAUGAAUCGGACCCGGCAGUGCGUGGCCAUGUAUCUGCUGGCUCUGUCCCUCGGACUCCUCACGGAAAGAGGGGUCGGUCAGCACUACUACCUUCUGCGCCCCAUCCCGAGUGACAGUCUGCCGCUGGUGGAAUUAAAAGAGGACCCGGAUCCCGUCUUCGACCCCAAGGAGCGGGACCUUAACGAGACGGAGCUGAAGGGCGUCCUGGGGGACUUUGACAGCCGCUAUUUGUCCGUGGCGCCGCCCGCGGAGGACAAGUACACCGGGAACGACGAGCUGGAUGACUUUGAGGUGCAGAAGCCCGGGGGGGUGCUUCCCAAAGACAUCCGGGCGGUGGACUUCGACGUCCAGUUCGGCAAGAAGCACAAGCCCAGUAAGAAGCUGAAGAGGCGGCUGCAGCAGUGGCUGUGGGCGUACUCGUUCUGCCCGGUCGCGUACACGUGGACCGACUUGGGGAACCGGUUCUGGCCGCGGUUCGUGCGCGUCGGCGGCUGCCUCAGCAAGAGGUCGUGUUCGGUUCCGGAGGGGAUGGUGUGCAAACCCGCCAACUCGACCCACCUGACGAUACUGCGGUGGAGGUGCGUGCCGAGGAAAGGGGGGCUGAAAUGCGCGUGGAUACCGGUGCAGUACCCGAUCAUCACAGACUGCAAAUGCUCCUGUUCCAGUUAAAAGAAAGAGACACUCCGAAUAAUAAAUUAUACGCUCAUUAUUUUUGUGAUUCUUUUUUUUGUUGUUCACGUGCACUACUGAGUGUAGGAAUGUAUUUCUGUAUCUGCGGUGCCAUGCAGUUCUAUUUGGCUCCCUGUACAGAGUCAGUAUUAUUUGUAACCAGAGCCUACUUUAUUCGUGGAGAAUAUUGGUUAUAUAUUUUGUAUUUAUGAGAUAUGGCGCAUAGAGCCACGUAAGGACUUGCUGUUUUUUCCAUAUUUGGAAGAAGGGGAUCGACCUCAAAGUUAAGCGUGGAUUAUUGAUACUUGUUUUAUCCUGUAAAUUAAGGAAAUGUGCUAUUUAUUCUUUAUAUUCGUACAAUAAAACAACACUGAAAUGACUUUUAAA